AUGGAUUCACCAUCCUGGAAAAAUUUACCGGAUAUUGCUUUGAUAGAGGUAUAUUCAUAUCUUUCGGAUGCAGAUCGCGGAAACAUGGCGCUUACCUGUCGAAAUUGGUCAGAUAUAUUCAAAUCGCCGCGAUUAUGGCGCUCGCGAUAUUUUGAACUUGGUGGGUACAAGGCUGCCCACCAUGGACAAAUGGCAAUCAAGUUUACAGAAAAAUACGGUCCGUAUAUUAGAUACCUUACCCUCUCCUGUAGUCAUCCCUCAACCCAUACUUGUAAAAUUAUACAAAAGACGAUGGAGAACUUCUUAAUCAACAUUGAAACGGCCAAAAUCAUAGAAUUUGAACUGGGGCGCCUUGAAUUAGAAAGAUUUUGGAAGUAUGAUAACGUGCGAGAGAAGCUGGUUGAUAGUUUUGUGAGGUUUUUCCAACAUCAGAAGAAUAUGAAAAUGUUUGAUAUGAGUGUGGCUCAAUGUCCGUUAACCAUGGGCUGUAAACUACUCGAGGCCCUCGUGGCAUCUUCCGGUGACACCCUCACUGACCUCUGUCUCGAAGAUUUCUUCCAUUCAAGAUUGGCUGUAUUUCAAGUAAAAAGAUUCCGCUGUUUAAUUGCUGGAUUCACCAACCUUAGUUUCCUAUCAUUAAAUUAUAACUGUAUAUCCGAGACUAUUAUAGAGAUCCUAACAACCAGUCUUAGUGGGAAGCUGCGAAAUUUCAGUCUAAAGGUCUAUAGAAGCGAUCCACAUUUCCAUCACAUCCCCACCCCCGUCUGGAGGAGAUUCCAUCAAAGCUGUCCGUGCCUGGAAGUUGACAUGUGGUUCGAGAGUAUUGGAUCAGCCUCGGAAACAGUUCCAAUUCUAGUUCCCGAUAUACCGUUAAAGGAUAUCCAUAUCUGGACCGGAUAUGACGACGAUUCUGAAUGGAACCUACAUCGCACAUUGAUGCAUAUCGGAAACAAUUUCAAACAAACUUUGCGUAAUGUAUCGCUAGAACUGGACAACAACCAUGAAAUAUUAGACGAGGCCAUUAAAAAUCUUAUCAGUAAAUGUAAGAAACUGAAAGAUCUAACUAUCAACGCGUUUGUAACAGUGGAAAUCAUCACUCAAAUCUGUGAACUUCAAGAAGAGAAUAAAAUAAGUAAGUAUAUAGGCAAUCCGAGCUCCAGUGAUGGAAUGGUCAAUCACUAA
Messenger RNA from Lottia gigantea (owl limpet), 1182 nucleotides. RefSeq lists its product as hypothetical. The transcript has 4 exons. Gene Ontology annotation, molecular function: protein binding. The record is from RefSeq and is a predicted model, not a curated record. NCBI's taxonomy places the organism in Eukaryota, Metazoa, Mollusca, Gastropoda, Lottiidae. The coding region runs from base 1 to 1182 and encodes 393 amino acids.